Brassica oleracea var. oleracea is the source of this 1290-nucleotide messenger RNA. Its product is annotated as putative TrmH family tRNA/rRNA methyltransferase. The transcript has 5 exons. Gene Ontology annotation, biological process: RNA processing. The coding region runs from base 362 to 1024 and encodes 220 amino acids. Gene Ontology annotation, molecular function: RNA binding; RNA methyltransferase activity. The record is from RefSeq and is a predicted model, not a curated record. Lineage: Eukaryota; Viridiplantae; Streptophyta; Magnoliopsida; Brassicales; Brassicaceae.
AACUUUAUUAGACGGCUUCUUCGGAAAGAAACGUUGCCCAAGAGCCUUCAUCUUCAGUCUGUUGUCCAUCUCCAUCUCCAUCUUCGGUAUGCCCAACAGCACGGGUUUCGCUUGGGUAGAUGAAAGAAAGGCUUAUCACCAAACAUGAUGCUUUGCCAAAGCCAGUCAAAAUUUGCAGUGAUCAACGACCUUAAAGUUUCUCUGUUUCAAAGGCUUGAAGAACUCGGGAUCUUGUGAGAUGGUGUUGGAGACGAUCACCAAAUUAGCAUCAGGAAAGAAGCAAAAGCCUUGCUCCACUACAUUCGGAGAAAAAACCCUCAGUGAGUAAAAGAAGAAGAAGAAGCAGAAGAGGAGGAAGAGGAUGGCGGGAUAUGAGAGCUACGUGGUCGUUCACAACAUAGCAAAGCGUCACAACGUCGGUACACUAGCUCGAAGCGCCACGGCGUUCGGUGUAACGGAGCUGAUCCUCGUGGGGCGCCGUGACUUCAACGCCUUUGGAAGCCAUGGUUCGGCUUCUCACGUCCGUUUCCGACACUUUCACUCCCUAAUCGAAGCUCGCAACUACCUCAAGGAGGAGAAAGAGUGCGAUAUAUGCGGCGUUGAGAUUGCAGAGGGAGCUGCUCAGGUCAACGACCAUCCUUUCAAAGGAAACACUGCCUUUCUUCUCGGUAAUGAGGGAUCAGGAUUAUCUGCCAAAGAGUAUGAGAUAUGUGACUUCUUUGUCUACAUUCCUCAGUAUGGCUGUGGCACUGCCUCCCUCAAUGUUACUGUUGCAGCUUCUAUUGUCUUGCAUCAUUUUGGAGUCUGGGCGGGGUUUUCUGAACGUGUCCGAGAUGGAAGCAAAUUCAUAGUUGCUGAUAAACCCGUUAGGCAAGGGAGACGGAAUUUCUGUGCUGGUACAGAAGAAUCCAUCGUUGAAGAGCGGAAGCUGAGGAAAGAAAGCGCAGAAAACGGCUUCUUUGAUGAAAACGGAAGCGAAACUUCAUCCACCGACCUUCUGAACGGUUUGUUCCUUGACGAAUAGUUGUCUUUCAAUAAGGAACAUAGUCUUGAUUUUUUGGUUCAGAUUCCGGGGAAGAUCAAGACCAUUCCCUUAGAUAUAUAUAUAUAUAUAUAUAUAUCAAUCAAGCAGAGUCAGCUCCUUCCUUAGUUUACAAAGCCUCUAUAAUCUUUGUUUUGCAAGUAGAGGUUGCUGAUGGUUUAAGUUGAUAGUCGUAUCUCUUUGCUCUUGUGUUGGUAUUAGUAUGAACAUGUUUGAUGAUGGUGAUCGUAGUUUCUCUUUGCUCUUGU